Lasiodiplodia theobromae is the source of this 2742-nucleotide messenger RNA. RefSeq names its product DNA topoisomerase i. Gene Ontology annotation, cellular component: chromosome; nucleolus. The transcript has 4 exons. The record is from RefSeq and is a predicted model, not a curated record. NCBI's taxonomy places the organism in Eukaryota, Fungi, Ascomycota, Dothideomycetes, Botryosphaeriales, Botryosphaeriaceae. Gene Ontology annotation, biological process: chromosome segregation; DNA replication; DNA topological change. Gene Ontology annotation, molecular function: DNA topoisomerase type I (single strand cut, ATP-independent) activity; DNA binding. Bases 1 to 2742 code for a protein of 913 amino acids.
AUGUCCUCCUCCGACAGCGACACGCCCCUCGUCAAGGGCAAGACCAACGGCUCCGCCUCUGCCGACACCAUACCCAAGAGCGUAGACAACGCCAUGGACAAAGAAGUGCCCUCAUCAAACGGCCAGAACGGUCAACUCGAGGUUGACAUUUCGAUACGCAAUGGCCCUGUCAGGGAAAUGGAUAUUGACGAGCCUGGCACGAAUGGUCUCGCCAACGGGAAGCGCAAGCAGCGCGCAAGCAUCAACGGAAAAAGCUACAAGGAGGCCACGAGCUCGGACGAGGACGAUAAGCCACUGAGUAAGCGGCGUAAGACCUCGUCACCCAAGGCGACUUCUGCUUCGGAUUCCGAGUUGAGCGAUAUUCCCUUGGCGAAGAAGUCGAUUAGGCAGCAACUACCCCCAAAGAUCAAGCCGGCGGAUGUCGGCGAGUCUUCCGAUUCUGAUGUCCCUCUCGGGAGAAAGCUUGCAAAUGAAAAGAAGCACAUCGAGCAGGCCGCCGAGAAGGAAGCCAAGGCCAUCCGCGCAGCGGAAAAGAAGGCUCCCGCCAAGAGGAAACCUCAGAAGGUGGAAAGUGAGAGUGAUGACGAUAUCCCUCUGUCGAAAAAGAAGAAGCCGGUUGCCAGAAAGGCCAACGGGGUCAAGAAGGAGGAGUCUGACGACGACGUACCUCUCAGCAAGAAAGCCGCUCCUGCCAAGAGAGCCAAGGCGAAGGUGGAAGAGCCCAAGAAAGUCACCAAGGGCAAGGCAGCUGCAAAGAAGGAGACGGAAGACGAUGAAGAGGCUGAGGCUGAGGAAGAAGAGUACAAAUGGUGGGAGGAUCCGACCAAGGGCGACAACUCCAUCAAGUGGACGACGCUGGAGCACAAUGGUGUCGUCUUCCCUCCCGAAUACGAGCCCCUCCCGGAGAACGUCAAGCUCAAGUACGAUGGAAUCCCUGUCAAACUACACAAGGACGCCGAGGAAGUCGCCACCUUCUUUGGAUCGAUGCUGAACUCGACGCACAACGUCGAGAACCCCACGUUCCAGAAGAACUUUUUCCACGACUUCAAAGAGGUAUUAGACAAAACCGGCCAUGCAAAGGGUCCGGACGGCAAAAAGAUCAAGAUCGACAAGUUUGAAAAGUGCGAUUUCAAGGACAUUUACGAGUACUACGCAGCACAACGCGAGGCCAAGAAAGCGCUUCCCGCAGCGGAGAAGAAGGCUUUGAAGGCAGCCAAGGACGAGGCUGAAGCGCCUUAUAUGUUUUGCCAAUGGGAUGGACGCAAGCAAAAGGUUGGCAACUUUCGUGUCGAACCACCCGGCUUAUUCCGUGGCCGUGGCGAGCACCCGAAGACGGGCAAGGUCAAGAAGAGGGUCAUGCCAGAACAGAUCACGAUCAACAUCGGCAAGGAAGCCCAGGUUCCUGCGCCGCCGCCUGGUCACAAAUGGAAGGAAGUCAAGCAUGACCAAACGGGUACCUGGCUCGCCAUGUGGCAAGAGAACAUCAACGGCGCCUACAAGUACGUCAUGCUCGCGGCGAACUCGGAUAUCAAGGGUCAGAGCGACUUCAAGAAGUUCGAAAAGGCGCGAGAGCUCAAGAAGCACAUUGAUCGCAUCCGGAAGGACUACACCCGCGACCUCAAGUCCGAAGUCAUGGCCGAUCGCCAGCGGGCCACGGCUGUUUAUCUCAUCGACAAAUUCGCCCUUCGUGCCGGCAAUGAGAAGGGAGAGGAUGAGGCAGAUACUGUUGGCUGCUGCUCGCUGAAGUACGAGAACAUCACGUUGAAGCCGCCGAAUACGGUAGUCUUCGAUUUCCUCGGAAAGGACAGUAUUCGCUUCUACGACGAGGUCGAGGUUGAGCCGCAGGUGUUCAAGAACUUGAAGAUUUUCAAGAAGGCACCCAAGAAGGAUGGCGACGAAGUCUUCGACAGACUGACAACCUCGGGUCUUAACAAAUAUCUCAGCAGUUACAUGCAGGGUUUGACGGCGAAGGUGUUCCGUACCUACAACGCCUCGUACACCAUGGCAAGGCUGCUCAGAGAGAUGAAGUCGACCGGAAGCAUCGCCGAGAAGGUCAAGGACUACAACGAAGCCAACCGGAAGGUUGCCAUCCUUUGCAACCACAAGAGAACUGUUGCUGCCACGCAUGGUGCUCAGAUUGAGAAGAUGCAGGAGAAGAUCAACGGUCUUCGCUAUCAGCAGUGGCGCGUCAAGCAAAUGAUGAUUGACCUCGACCCUAAGAUCAAAAAGAAGAAGGGAGCAGAGUACUUUGAGCUUCCCGAGGAUCUCACUCAAGAGUGGGUCGAGCAGCAUCAGCAGGGGCUUGUCGAGGAGCAGCGCGACAAGAUCAAGAAGAAGUUCGAGAAGGAAAACGAGAAGCGAGUGGCUGAGGGCGAAAAGGAGAUGAAGGCCAAGGAGCUUCAGGAGCGUCUUGAGGUUGCUGACGAUCUGGAGAAGAAGUUCAAGAAGGAAAACAAGACGAAGAAGAUUGAGGCCGAGGGCAAGGGGGUUACGGUGGAGAAGCUGGAGAACAAGGUCGAGCAGCUGCAGCAGCGCAUCGAGACGGCGAAGGUGCAGAUGGAGGACAAGGAUAACAACAAGGAAGUUGCGCUGGGCACGUCCAAGAUUAACUACAUCGACCCGCGCCUCACGGUGGUGUUCUCGAAGAAGUUCAACGUGCCGAUCGAGCGGUUCUUCUCCAAGACGCUGCGUGAGAAAUUCGACUGGGCGAUCAAGUCGGCCGGCGAGGACUGGGAGUUCUGA